Molecule: messenger RNA, 1194 nt
Organism: Miscanthus lutarioriparius
Lineage: Eukaryota; Viridiplantae; Streptophyta; Magnoliopsida; Poales; Poaceae
Source: the annotation of a GenBank genome assembly
AUGGCCGUCCCCGUCCUCUCCCCCUGCCUCCUCUUCCUCCUCCUCCAGCUACUCUCCGCGCCGCCGUCGCACAGAGCCGCCGCCGAGUACGCGGAGUACACGUGCAAUGGCACCACGGGCAACUUCACCUCCGGCAGCGCGUUCGCCGCCAACCUGGACCGCCUCAUCGCCGAGCUUCCCGGCAACGCCUCCGCCUCCCCAUCGCUCUUCGCGUCAGCAUCAGUCACCGGGUCCGCCUCCAACACCGACACCGCGUACGGCCUCGCGCUGUGCCGCGGUGACAUGACAGACGCGCGCGCCUGCCGGGCCUGCCUCGCCGACGCCUUCGCCCAGCUGCGCCGCCUCUGCGGGGUCGACCGCGACGCCACGUUCUACGCCGACCUGUGCACGGCGCGCUACUCCGGCGGCGACUUCCUGCGGCUCACCGCCGACGGCGUCGACAACUCCCCCGUCGUGAACGGCAUGGACGCGAACGCGUCGACGUACCCGGGGUGGGACCCCGGCAACGCCACGAGCCGGAGCUUCUUCCUGUCCCUGGUGGGCACGCUGUUCGGCGAGAUGUCCAUGUACGGGGCCUACAACUCGUCGCGGCACCGGCGGCUCGCCACCGCCGUCAUGUUCAUCAACGCGGGGCUGCCCACCGUGUACGGCCUCGCGCAGUGCACCCCGGACCUCGCGCCCGCGCAGUGCUGGCACUGCUUCCAGGGGCUCGGGGAGCUCAACCGCCAGUGGUACGACGGACGCGAGGGCGGACGCAUCUCCGGCGUCCGGUGCGGAUUCCGGUAUGAGGGGUACCAGUUCUACCAGGGCACGCCAGACGUCAGGAUCGGGCUGCACGGUGGCCCGUCGUCGUCCUCGCCGGAGGAUAAUGGAACCGAUGCAAGCAACCACAAAAAGGUCGUGGUCAUCGCUCUUGUCGUGCCAAUCGCUCUUGUCUGUGGCUUGCUGGUUGCCGGCCUUCUCCUCGUCAGAGCACAAAGAAAACGAGCCCGAAAGACGAGGCUGCCGACGACGCAGACACAUUCGAGAAACAGCUCCAAGGCGGAGGAGGCGCUGAAGCUAUGGCGGAUCGAGGAGAGCAGCUCGGAGUUCACGCUGUACGACUUCGCCGAGCUGGCCGCCGCGACAGGCGACUUCUCCGACGAGAAUCUGCUCGGCAAAGGCGGCUUCGGCCCCGUCUACAAGGCGAGCUGA